Messenger RNA from Selaginella moellendorffii, 835 nucleotides. RefSeq lists its product as uncharacterized. The record is from RefSeq and is a predicted model, not a curated record. NCBI's taxonomy places the organism in Eukaryota, Viridiplantae, Streptophyta, Lycopodiopsida, Selaginellales, Selaginellaceae. The transcript has 3 exons. Bases 64 to 594 code for a protein of 176 amino acids.
GUUUGUAAACCCUACACCCCGGAUAUCCGUUUAGGGCAAAAGGGACCGAAGGUCGCAGGCGCGAUGGUGCUGUGGGAGCUCACUCUGGCGACGGCGUACUUCCUUGGGCUCAAGCGCACCUAUCGCCUGGCACUGAGGAUCCAGAGAAAGGUCCUGCCCAAGAGCGGGCGCCUCCGGUGUUUCGCGCAGAGGCGGACGCGGUUUGCAUUUGACACCGUCAUCAAGAUCCAGAAGAAGUUCGCAGCAUGGGACAUGUCUGCCGGCAAACGGCUUGGUAACUGGAUUCUGAGGAGAUCUCCUGCCGCUCCACAAAUCGGGAAAGAUCCUCCUCUCGAGAUCGAGAAAAUGCCAACGCUUCCUCCCGUCCGAGCUAUAGCGCCACCAUCCUUCAAUCCUCUCGGGAGCUUGAAGUCGAGCUGGAGGCCACUGAACAAGGACAUCGAGAAAUCCCAGAGACUUUACUCCGUGCUCCCGGGAGAAGUCUCGUACGAGAGGUCUCGUCUCAAGAGCAGCAUCAUCCGCGAAGACAUCGCCAUGUACGCAAACCUCCCGCUCAAGUACAGCAGCAACACGAGAUCGAGCUGGACGGUUUGAUGGAUUCCGUUUUUGCGUCGGUCAGAGUUCCGGUUUCCAGCGACGAUUUUGUCCUCCUUUUGCCCUCUCCUUUGUCCCUGAGGUAUGCAUCGUUUUGGUUUCGAUCAGCCGUCAAAAGUGACCAUUUGGUUCUAACACGACUGAGAAGGAAAAGCUUCGAGUGUCAUUUGCAGGAAGACUCUGAGAAACAGAGAUUGUUCCAUAGAUAAUGAAAAACGUCCCGGAGUCCCGUGUCAAUCAA